This is a messenger RNA of Naegleria gruberi, 924 nucleotides long. RefSeq lists its product as uncharacterized. Bases 75 to 854 code for a protein of 259 amino acids. NCBI's taxonomy places the organism in Eukaryota, Heterolobosea, Eutetramitea, Acrasida, Naegleriidae. The transcript is spliced from 2 exons. The record is from RefSeq and is a predicted model, not a curated record.
CACUCCUUCUCGCUUUAAAGCUGACUACUCAAAUACUACUACUUGUAAUAACCUCUACACGAUAAUAUCACAAAAUGCAACAACAAUCAAAGGCCGUCCGAAAAUCAACUCUUACUACAACCGAUAAUAAUCUCCACAAGUUACUUCAACCAGAAUUGAUCCCAUCAUCACCAUCUUCUGUGUCAUCUUCCUCUUGUACUAUAAUCCCUUCUCUUGCUCCAACAAUGUCACCACCAUCUUCUCAACCUUCCAAGAAUUUGUGGUUCAGUCCUCAAGUUUUCUUACAAUCUUUCCCUGUAUUUCCACCUCCUACCAGAAAUCAAACUGUACAGCCAAUUCCUGUUGUCACUCCUGUAAUCCCUGCAACUAGUAUUACUACAACUGCAAACUCUAACAAAUUACCACAUACUUUGGAUAUUUCUGUUUUCCCAAAGCAAGAAAAACCAGAAAAACAAGAACUUAAGCUUGAAUCUGGUAUUCAAAAGAAGAGGAAAACAAAGAGAAACAAGAUUGACAUUCCUCUUAAUGAUUUGAUUAGAUACAUGACACUUCCACAAAGUGUUGCUGCUAAAAAGUUAAACGUUUCUUUGAGUACCCUUAAACGGCGGUACUAUGAAUUAGUAAUGGAAUUGGAAGGAAGUAAUGUAAAUAGUAAUAAGAUCAAAUGGCCUUCAAUGCCAACUAACUAUCAUGAAAUGGCUUCUGUCACUGAAGAAGUUGUUCCUGCUGAACAGAAGACUUCAUUGAAGUACAUUUUGAAUAGAUACGAUGCUCACGAUAAUACUUUUGUUGAUACAUUAUCAAUGACUGUACUCAACUUUAGUUUCAAACAAAACUCUGAAAAGUUAAAUUAAUAUUCUCAUCAAUAGUUGCAAUAAACCAUAGCCAAUAACAGCAGAAUUGCUGUUGUGAUUGAUUUGCCAU